GCCUCUCAACGCAGCCCAUCUGGCGCAAGCUGUGGGACGACGUGAUGAAAACCAGGCCGCCCAACUCGGAGAAUAUACCCUGUUGGAGGAAGAAGUUCCUUGAAACAUUCUUCUCAAACGUUCUUCACGGUGUCUUGGAUGUUUCCUCUGACUGGCGUCUCAAUGACCAUCACUUUUCGCCGCUGCUCCACAGCUCCCCGCACGUUUCCCAGCUUACCCUCUGCAACAUGCUGCAGGGCGCAGUGGAGCUCACUGCUGAGCACAACCAGAAAGUGCUUGAAAACCUGGCUGGCUCCCUGCGGAUCCUGAAGUUCCAGCACCUCCUCUCCUCUGACCAGUCCAUCAGGCGUUCGCUGGUUUUACUUCUUCACCGGCUAAUUCACCAUGGCUCUGUCAGCCAAGUGUCCAUGUAUUCCUGGCCUGUUCCCGACACGGUUCUUCUUGUUCUCAUUUUGAGCAUGAGUGCUGGGUUUUGGCGCUCAGGAAAUGCCCUCGCAUAUCACAGCAGCCCGUGCGGCCUUUGCAGUGAGGAGGACAAAGCCCAAAGCCAGGAGUCAGCACAAGAGCGAGCAGAGAGGGACCGUUGUGAUGAGAGGGAGUGGAGUGAUGGUGGGAACCAGAAGAGAUCCCCCAGGGCCCUGGAGGAGGCUGAUGUGGACGUGAAUGGAUGCGGGGCUGAUGCUUGCCUGAACUCUGUCCUCUCCGGACUGAGAAGUCCUCCUCUGCGAAACCAAGCAUGUGGUGAGGCAAGCAGCAAGGCACCCUGUGACCACACCAGCAUUCAGGGAGGAUCUUCUCCUCGUUGCAUCUCAGAGCAGCUGUCCUGUCACCCCGUUCUUCGAAAGACACGCAGACGGACAAAAUCUGCAGUGGGGAAGAAACGUCGCUGCCUCAGACGAAGCAGGGGACCAUAUGCUGACCCAGAAGACCUAUAUGAUUUUGUUUUUACUGUUGCUAGAGAGGAUAAUUCAGGGUUACUCAACAAAAACAGCACCACAGAAGGAGAAAACGCUGAGAACUGGACUAGUUCCUCCCCAGGAUCUCUGUGUGCUGGCCAUGCUGGUUGUAAGAAAAGAGGAGGAUCUGCUGGGAUUUUUUCUCUGAAAGCUGCUCGCCGCUUCCGAAGUGUGUCCACGCUGGAAUUGUUUUCCAUUCCUUUGACUGGGGAGACAUGUCGGACUCUGAGUAACCUGCUGAGCUCCUGGGUGUCUUUAGAAAACUUGGUUCUGUCUUACAAUGGCCUGGGUGCUAACAUCUUCUGCAUCCUCUCUGGGCUCCGGGCCCUCUCCCGCCACUCAGACUGCCACCUCCGCGUGGUGCGCGUGAGCGACGUCUUCUCCCACAUGCCCUGCAUGGAGCUUGUUCGCUGCAUCCUGAGCGCCUUUCCCCAGCUCCACACGGUCUCAGUCAGCUUCGACCUCAAAAACCAGCUGGAGGGGAACAGGCCAGGGGGGAAUCCAAGCUGCAGUGAGGCAGAAAUCACAGAGAGCUGCCUGGAGCAGCUGGAGAUCCGAUUCCCUAGGGAACCUCUGCACACUGCCUUCCUGCUGCCAGUGCUCAAGGCGUCGAAGUCCCUCCAGCAGUUGUCCCUUGACAGUGCCACACUACCCUGUUCUCAGGAGCUCGGGCUCCUUUUGGAGGCGCUCAAAGAGUGUAAUCCAGAUUUGAAGAAACUGAGCUUUCACGAUGUGAACCUGGCAGAGCACCAGAAGGAAGUUCUGCUUCUGCUUCAGGAUCCCAUCCUGCAAGAAAUCACGUUUUCCUUCUGCCGGCUGUUUGAAAGCUCUACUACUGAGUUUUUGUCGGAAAUAAUCAAUACAGUGAAAAGAAAUUCAUCUUUGAAGAGCCUCAAACUGCCUGGGAAUCGCCUUGGGAAUCACAGGCUGGUUGCUCUUGCAGACAUUUUCUCUGAAGAUUCCUCCUCUUCUCUUUGCCAGCUGGAUGUCAGCUCAAAUUGCAUCAAACCUGAUGGGCUCCUAGAGUUCACAAAGAAGCUGGAAGGCCACAUCCAGCAGAGAGGGGGACAGAUUCAAUUCACACACCUCCGCCUCUUCCAAAAUUGGCUGGACCAGGACGCUGAAACAGCUCAAGAAGCGCUUCGGCGUCUCAAAGCUGUGUGCAGUGUGGUCAACGACUCAUGGGACUCCUCCCAGGCCUUUGCUGACUAUAUCAGUGUCAUGUGA
This is a messenger RNA of Pelecanus crispus (Dalmatian pelican), 2183 nucleotides long. The record is from RefSeq and is a predicted model, not a curated record. NCBI's taxonomy places the organism in Eukaryota, Metazoa, Chordata, Aves, Pelecaniformes, Pelecanidae.